AUGGCUCACCACCCGCCGCCUAUCCCACAGAAUCAUGCCGUGCCGUACAGUAUGGUGGCGGCACCCCAGGGGAGUCCUCCAUUGUACGCUGCCAACAGCUACAUGCCAAGGCAUGAUAGCCAAAGCACGGUCUCGGACGAAAACAUGGCCCCUGCGACAGGAAAGAGCGAGACAGCUGCCAAAUCGCAUCAUUGCGGUACUUGCUCGAAAGUAUUUGCACGACGCAGUGAUCUUGCCAGGCACGAACGGAUACACAGCGGUGACAGGCCUCAUGCCUGCGAGCACCCGGGCUGCAACAAGUCAUUUAUACAACGAUCUGCCUUGACUGUCCACGUCAGAGUCCACACAGGAGAGAAACCGCACCUCUGUGCUAAUUGUGGGAAGCCAUUCUCGGACUCCAGCUCCCUCGCACGGCACCGGCGUAUUCACUCGGGACAGCGUCCAUAUAGAUGUCCCUGGGCAAAUUGUCAAAAGACUUUCACCAGACGUACCACACUAACGAGGCACGAACUUCAACAUACGGGCACCAUGGAGCAAGCAGCCGCCGAGGUUGAAGCGAAAUUAGCACCAGCUCAGCCUCGGAAUCAACCUAUUUACGAGUCCACCUCAGGAGGCUCUUCGAGAAACUCGACGGCGUCGCCCGCUGAUAGAACCUUGUCUAUGUCCCCGCAUGCAGAGCUUCCACCUCUCGCCACUGGCAUGCAACGACAAGGGUCGGACUAUGGAUUUUUACCCCAGACCCAUUCCCUUCCCCCUCACAUGCGCUCUGACUUUGGGCCAAACUCCCCCCGAUCGACACCACCUUUGACUAGCCAUUCUCUUCAGAACUAUACGAGUGCGCCACAACAGAGACCAGUCACUUCUCAUCCGCCAGCAUACGGACCACCUCAACCUUUGGAGCCUCCCGCCAACGGCACCGCCAGUGGCAGCACAUCUCCUCACUUGGGAGCCCUGGUAUGGGGGUCACCGGGUGGCGGAACGCUGCCGACACCGACCUCAUUGGACAAUUUUGGUUAUCCGGAUCCUGGCUUCGGUGGCCAUCCGCUCUAUUAUCCCGGAAGUGCUAUUCGGAGACCACAAAGCACUGAGCCAGAGGACUAUGGUCUUCGACCUCGUCAUGGUCACUUGUCUCACCACGUAUCCCUCCCGGCCGAAUGGACUUCAAUGCCACUGACUGUCCAAGACACACGACAGGAACGCUACGUCAUGUAG
This is a messenger RNA of Fonsecaea erecta, 1212 nucleotides long. RefSeq lists its product as hypothetical. Gene Ontology annotation, cellular component: PcG protein complex; transcription regulator complex. Lineage: Eukaryota; Fungi; Ascomycota; Eurotiomycetes; Chaetothyriales; Herpotrichiellaceae. The transcript has 3 exons. Gene Ontology annotation, biological process: regulation of transcription by RNA polymerase II. Gene Ontology annotation, molecular function: DNA-binding transcription factor activity, RNA polymerase II-specific; RNA polymerase II cis-regulatory region sequence-specific DNA binding. The coding region runs from base 1 to 1212 and encodes 403 amino acids. The record is from RefSeq and is a predicted model, not a curated record.